This is a messenger RNA of Myotis lucifugus (little brown bat), 5117 nucleotides long. Its product is annotated as DNA repair protein complementing XP-G cells. The transcript is spliced from 23 exons. The record is from RefSeq and is a predicted model, not a curated record. NCBI's taxonomy places the organism in Eukaryota, Metazoa, Chordata, Mammalia, Chiroptera, Vespertilionidae. Gene Ontology annotation, cellular component: nucleus. Gene Ontology annotation, molecular function: DNA endonuclease activity; single-stranded DNA binding. The coding region runs from base 235 to 5043 and encodes 1602 amino acids. Gene Ontology annotation, biological process: nucleotide-excision repair.
CAGCCCCAGGGUAACCCGAGGAGCGUCGCAGGCCGCGCGCGGGAAUCGGUGAUUGGGAUCCGUAGCGGGGUUUCGCCGCGGCCGCAGCGACCCAACCCCACCGGCCAGGCUGAAGGAGCCCAUUUUGCAGCUCUCCAGUUUUUGUAGAAUGCUGUAAACAGUUGUCACAGUUUUUCAAGAAACAAAAAGAGUUGCAACUUCCUCCUCCUAAUAGAACUUUUACAGUUGCAUUCAAUGCCUAACGAUGCAGAAGCAGAAAGGGCAAAUGAUUCUGGAAAUCAUGAGCACAAAUCUGAGAGAAAGUCUCCUGAAGAGAACCUACAAGAUACUGUACAAUCCUUCUGCACACGUGCCUCGGGAGCACCCUUGGCUGCCAAAGGAGAUGGCCAUUAUCCGUGGAGCUGUCCAGUGACCCAUACUCGGGAGAAAAUUUAUGCCAUCUGUUCGGACUAUGCCUUUCUCAACCAGGCAACCUCAAUCUAUAAAACUCCAAAUCCAUCCCGCACUUCUUGCCUCCCUGAUAGUACCUCUUUAUCUGCUGGAAAUAAUUCAUCAAGAUACAUUGGCAUCCCAACUAGUACAUCAGAAAUCAUCUACAAUGAUGAAAAUAGCUUGGAAAACUUAUCCAAUAGCCUGGGCAAGCUACCUCUCGCAUGGGAAAUUGAUAAAUCUGAAUUUGAUGGGGUGACCACAAAUUUGAAACACAAAUCAGGCAAUGUAAAGAAACAAAUUUCCAAGAAAAAAACUUCAGAUAAAAAAGGAAGACAUCAAAGGGAGUGGCCUCAGCAUUCUCCUCUUGAAGAUAUUAAGCAGCGGAAAGUAUUAGACCUCAGACGAUGGUACUGUAUAAGCCGACCACAAUAUAAGACUUCUUGUGGUAUCUCUUCAUUAGUUUCUUGUUGGAAUUUCUUAUAUAGCACAGUGGGAGCUGGGAAUCUUCCACCGAUUACCCAAGAAGAAGCAUUACAUAUUUUGGGCUUUCAACCCCCAUUUGAAGAUAUUAGGUUUGGCCCUUUCACUGGAAAUACAACACUCAUGAGAUGGUUUAGACAAAUUAAUGACCACUUCCAUGUAAAAGGAUGCUCGUAUGUUCUAUAUAAGCCUCAUGGGAAGAAUAAAACAGCUGGAGAAACUGCUUCAGGGGCCUUGUCGAAGUUAACUCGUGGAUUAAAAGAUGAAUCCAUGGCUUAUAUUUAUCAUUGCCAGAAUCAUUACUUUUGUCCGAUUGGCUUUGAAGCAACCCCUGUUAAAGCCAAUAAAGCAUUCAGCAGGGGUCCCCUCUCACCACAAGAAGUAGAAUAUUGGAUCUUAAUUGGAGAAUCAAGUAGAAAACAUCCUGCUAUUCACUGUAAAAAGUGGGCAGAUAUUGUUACGGAUCUGAAUACUCAAAAUCCAGAAUUUCUAGAUAUCCGGCACUUGGAGAGGGGACUGCAGUAUCGAAAAACCAAGAAGGUUGGGGGAAAUUUGCAUUGUAUUAUAGCAUUCCAGAGACUUAGCUGGCAAAGGUUUGGCCUUUGGAACUUUCCAUUUGGAACCAUUAGACAAGAGUCACAACCUCUAACACAUGGCCAGGGAAUUGCCAAAUCUGAGAGUGAAGACAAUAUCUCCAAGAAGCAUCAUGGGCGCCUGGGCCGGUCUUUCAGUGCUAGUUUCCAUCAGGACUCAGCAUGGAAAAAGAUGUCCAGUAUCCAUGAGAGAAGGAACAGUGGCUACCAGGGUUACAGUGAUUAUGGUGGGAAUGAUGCUAAGAGGAGGCAUAAAAAAGACUUGGCAACCAGUGACUCCAAAAAAACUACAGAGAAGCUUUUGAAAACAUUUUUGAAAAGACAAGCUAUCAAAACUGCCUUAAGAAGCAAAAGAGAUGAAGCACUACCCAGUCUUACUCAAGUUAAAAGAGAAGAUGACAUCUAUGCUUUGCCACCUUUACAAGAGGAAGAAAAAAAUAGCUCAGAAGAGGAAGAUGAAAAAGAAUGGCAAGAAAGAAUGAAUCAAAAACAAGCAUUACAGGAAGAGUUCUUUCAGAAUCCUCAUGCAGUAGAUAUUGAGUCUGAAGACUUCAGCAGCCUGCCCCCUGAAAUAAAGCAUGAAAUCUUGACUGAUAUGAAAGAAUUUACCAAGAGAAGAAGGACAUUAUUUGAAGCAAUGCCAGAGGAGUCCAAUGACUUUUCACAAUACCAGCUCAAAGGCUUACUUAAAAAAAACUAUCUCAACCAACACAUAGAAAAUGUCCAAAAGGAAAUGAAUCAGCAACAUUCAGGACAAAUCCAAAGGCAAUAUGAAGAUGAAGGGGGCUUUUUGAAAGAGGUGGAGUCAAGAAGAGUGGUCUCUGAAGACACUUCACAUUACAUCUUGAUAAAAGGUAUACAAGCUAAGAAAGUUGCAGAUGUGGAUUCAGAGUCUUUUCCAUCUUCCAGCAAAAUGCACAACACGUCUUUUGACAUAAAGUCAUCUCCAUGUGAAAAACUGAAGCCAGAGAAAGAGCCUGAUGCCACCCCUCCUUCUCCAAGAACUGUACUGGCCAUGCAAGCUGCCAUGUUGGGCAGUAGCUCCGAAGAGGAGCUGGAGAGUGAGAAUCAAAGGCAGCACAAUAAGAGGAAUGCGUUUACUGCUGGAGAUGGGGGCUCCGUAUCACCACUGACUCUCCUGGCUAUUCAGAAAGCUCUGGAUGAUGAUGAAGACGUGAAAGUGCGUGCUGGGAAUGAUGUGCAGACUGGAGGGUCAGAAGCCAAAAAACUGGUUAUGAGCAGUUCUGAUGAGGAAACUGAUGAAGGACUUCAAACAAGAGAUAGAAAAGGAAUGCUGUUGACAACAGUGCCUCAUUCAACCAGUGUGAACUUUGUAGAGGAGCGUGUAACCUGCACUAAUAAUGAAAAAGAGGUAGCCGACUCACCUCCUUUGUCAAGUACUGUCUUUUGUGAAGGCAGUGAAGCUAACAUUCCAAAAGAACAAAUGUCAUUUAGUCACGGGGUUAACAAAGCCUUUCAGACAAGUGAUGAGCCUACGGUUAAUGAUAGGAAAGAUUCAGUUCCUUUAGAAAACACAGUGGUUAUUCACGUGAAUGCACCUGGGCUCCCGAGUGGAGGAGAACUGACAUCAGCACCUCCUGUAAAUCCAAGUUCUGUAUCAGAGAAUGAAACAUACACCAAAGUGCUGGAGAUACAACAAGAUCUUUGUCCAUCUGAGGUUAAAUAUGAUUCUUCUGUUAUUUCAAGUAACGAUGAAUGUGAAAAAAAUCCUGCUUCUAAAGUUAUUGCUACUGUCAGUUUACAAGGAACACGUAACACACUAAGUAUCCCAUCAGAGGCAAUAAGUAACUUAGAAAAUGCUAAAGAGCAUGAGAAUUUCCUGAAAACCAUCCAAGAAUGUGAGACAAUGGAAUCUUCAGGCCAGGAUUUAAUUUCAGCUCCAAAGUCUAUGGAACCAAUGGAAAUCAACUCUGAGGAAAGUGAAUCUGAUGGAAGUUUCAUUGAAGUACAGAGUGUACUUAGUGAUGACGAACCUCAGACUGAGUUAGCAGAAGCUUCCAAACCUUCCUCUGGACAAGGUGAAGAGGAACUGAUAGGAACUAUGAAAGAAGCCACCGGUGACUCUGAGAGCCUCCUAAGAGACAACUCUGAAAGUGAGCCUUUGGGUAUUGAGCCACAUGAAGAAACUGAAAAUGAUGCAGAUGAUUCGCUCAAUGAAUGGCAAGAUAUUAAUUUGGAGGAGCUGGAAACUCUGGAGAACAACCUUUUAACACAACAGAAUUCUUUGAAAGCUCAAAAACAGCAGCAAGAACGGAUCGCUGCUACUGUUACAGGACAGAUGUUUUUGGAAAGCCAGGAACUUCUUCGCCUGUUUGGAAUUCCAUACAUUGAGGCUCCCAUGGAAGCAGAGGCUCAGUGUGCCAUUCUGGACCUGACUGAUCAAACUUCCGGAACAAUCACUGAUGAUAGUGAUAUUUGGCUGUUUGGAGCACGGCAUGUGUAUAAAAACUUUUUUAAUAAAAAUAAGUUUGUAGAAUAUUACCAAUAUGUGGACUUUCACAAUCAGUUAGGAUUGGACCGGAACAAAUUAAUAAAUUUGGCCUAUUUGCUUGGAAGUGAUUACACAGAAGGAAUAGCAACUGUAGGUUGUGUUACAGCUAUGGAAAUUCUCAAUGAAUUCCCUGGACAUGGCUUGGAACCUCUCCUAAAGUUUUCAGAAUGGUGGCAUGAAGCUCAAAAAAAUAAGAAGAUAAGACCUAACCCUUACGACACCAAAGUGAAAAAAAAGUUACGGAAGUUGCAACUCACACCUGGCUUUCCUAACCCAGCUGUUGCAGAUGCUUACCUCAAACCUGUGGUGGAUGACUCCAAGGGAUCAUUUCUGUGGGGGAAACCUGAUCUUGAGAAAAUUAGAGAAUUUUGUCAGCGGUAUUUUGGCUGGAACAGGACGAAGACAGAUGAGUCUUUGUUUCCGGUAUUAAAACAACUGAAUGCCCAACAGACCCAGCUCCGAAUUGAUUCUUUCUUUAGAGUAGCUCAACAAGAGAAACAAGAUGCUAAGGGUAUUAAGAGCCAGAGACUUAACAGAGCUGUGACGUGUAUGCUGAGAAAAGAAAGAGAAGAAGCAGUUUCUGUUGCCAUGGAGAAAGAAUUUGAGUUCCCUGAUAAGGCAAAAGGUAAGACCCAGAAGAGAAGCAUAGCAAAUAAAUGGAAAGAGUCCUCAAGUCUGAAAAGAACAAGGCUUUCGGAUGCUACACAAGAGAGUAAAUGUGGUGGGUUUUUGGGGGAAGACUACAUCUCGCAAUCAUCUGAUGCAUCCUCAAAUGAGGAUGCAGAGUGUUUAUCGUUAAUGAACAUGCAGCAGGGAAAAGCAGCUGGAGAGGCAAAAAUCAGCUCUUCAGAUUUGCAGAACACAGUGAAACCUGAUCCUGUAAGGGACGAAGGUGCCACUACAAGCAGCUCUAGUGAAGAUGAUGGAGAGAAAACAAAACCAGUCCUGGUGACUGCCAGAUCUGUGUUUGGGAAGAAAAAGAGGAAACUGGGAAGCACAAGAAGGAGAAAGAAAAACCUAGUUUAAACGUGUAUUCUCUGUAAUUGGAUACAACUUAACAUUCAUUGUGAGGGAAUAAUAAAAUUAAAUGUAUCUGCACA